GAGGGCACAGCACCUCAGCAAAACAACAACAACAAGGAGCAAGUGGAUAAGGUUGCGGCAUUGAGGAACGUCGGCUAACCAGAGGCAACAUUAUCAAUACCUUAUCCCCGACUGUCGUUAUCUUUACUGAUGUUACACUUGUAGAUGGUGCCGAGCCCAUGAACCUGGCCAGUCAGAGCGGAGAGGCUGGCUGCAGCCAGCUUCUCUUCGCCAAUUUCAACCAGGACAACACGUCUUUAGCAGUUGGUACCAAGUCUGGCUACAAAUUUUUCUCCUUGUCUUCAGUUGAUAAAUUAGAACAAAUUUAUGAAUGCACUGAAACUGAAGAUGUGUGCAUUGUGGAAAGGCUGUUCUCCAGCAGUCUCGUUGCCAUUGUUAGCCUUAAAGCACCCAGGAAGCUGAAAGUCUGUCACUUUAAGAAAGGGACAGAGAUCUGUAACUACAGCUACUCCAACACUAUUCUUGCUGUGAAACUCAACAGACAGAGGUUAAUUGUAUGCCUGGAGGAGUCACUUUAUAUCCACAAUAUCAGAGACAUGAAGGUGCUACACACCAUUAGGGACACUCCUCCCAACCCCUCAGGACUAUGUGCGCUUUCAAUUAGUAAUGACAAUUGCUAUCUGGCAUACCCUGGGAGUGCAACGAUAGGAGAGGUCCAAGUUUUUGACACGAUCAAUCUGCGUGCUGCUAACAUGAUUCCAGCCCACGACAGCCCAUUAGCAGCCCUGGCAUUCGAUGCAAGCGGCACUAAACUUGCCACAGCCUCAGAGAAGGGGACUGUGAUUCGAGUAUUCACCAUUCCAGAAGGACAGAAGCUCUUUGAGUUCAGGAGGGGAGUGAAGCGAUGUGUCAGCAUCUGUUCUCUUGCAUUCAGUAUGGAAGGACUGUACCUGUCUGCAUCCAGUAAUACUGAGACGGUUCACAUCUUCAAGCUGGAAAUACCAAAAGAAAAGCCACAGGAGGAUCCCACUACAUGGACUGGUUACUUUGGAAAAGUGCUGAUGGCGUCUAAAAGCUACUUACCAUCCCAAGUGACAGAAAUGUUCACCCAGGGCAGGGCCUUUGCCACAGUCAGACUGCCAUUUUCAGGGCACAAGAACGUCUGCGCUCUCGCCACAAUCCAGAAGAUCCCUCGCCUUCUCGUGGCAGCAGCAGAUGGAUAUCUGUACCUGUACAACCUGGACCCACAAGAGGGGGGAGAGUGCACACUAAUGAAGCAACACAUGUUGGAUGGCAGUGUGGAUCCACCCAGUGAAAUUGUGGAGCAGACAAACCAUGACCGUCCACUUGUGGCACAAACCUACGGUGCCGCUGUGGCCAAAGGUUUGUCUGAGGAUCAGGGUGCGGGUGGAGGCGUGAGCGUGGAGGAUGACGUGAGCUCUCUGCGUCUGGAGGAGGAAAAUGAGCAGCCCCCCAUGAUACUGCAGACAGACUGAGUUGCAGCCGGGUUUCCUGUGGAGAGGAAAUGGACAACUGUGUGACAUUGCACAAGGGGAAUUCUCCCGCGGUGCUGCUAUAAACUUGUAACGAAGUGGAAGAGACAUUCAGUGAAUGGAAGUUUUAAUAAGCCGAGCUGUAACCCAAUCUUGUCCAUAUUUAUAAAUUAUAUAUCUAAAAUGUUUUUUUUUCUUUCCAGUGGCUUUUAAAUCUUGCAAAAUAUAUGCCUAUCUGUAUCCUUUGUUGCAUAAAAUAGAAGAAAAUGAUGCUGCUUAUAAGUAAGUCUCCUAGCUUAGCAUGCAUACGUGCCAAGUACAGAAUAGCUAGAAACUGAUUUAUUUGCAUAUAUGUGGAUGGUUCCGAUGUGUACAGUGAGCCUUUCUCUUCAGUGAUGUCAGGAGUCCAAUGUGUAAAUUUGACUGGAAAAUCCCACUGAAAAUCCAGUGUGGCUGCAGCGCAAUGGUAAAUUUCAGGCAAAUGCUUCAGGCGAAUGCUCAGAUAGGAAAUAACUUCUUAAACGUAUGUGGAUAUCAUUCAGAGAGAAGUGGGGUAGAUGUGUCAACCACGAGAAGCAGAAAGACCAGGCACGGUGCCACUGAGCCCGGAGAAGACCACUUCUGAUGUGCAGUUCCAUACUGCCCUCCUCGGUCUGAGGAAACCUCACAUCCCUCUGUUCUUUUACACAGCAGUAAAUGUCACUGACUUACUGCACCCCUUACAUGACUCAUCUUGGAGAAAUGGCUUCAGACUGCAGUCUGGAAAGAUAAUCACCAGGCAUCUGCCUUUCUUUAGUUUCAUAUUCUGUUUGUGAUGUUAAUAUUGCAGGUGUUAGGUGACUUAGUGGUUGAACUGCUUAGAAUGGUGACUACAAUUUAGAGGGCUAUGAUUAUGGAAAUCAGAGAUGCAGGUACAGGCCUGCC
This is a messenger RNA of Megalops cyprinoides (Indo-Pacific tarpon), 2357 nucleotides long. Its product is annotated as WD repeat domain phosphoinositide-interacting protein 2-like. The coding region runs from base 159 to 1436 and encodes 425 amino acids. Gene Ontology annotation, biological process: autophagy of mitochondrion; protein localization to phagophore assembly site; protein lipidation. Gene Ontology annotation, molecular function: protein binding; phosphatidylinositol-3,5-bisphosphate binding; phosphatidylinositol-3-phosphate binding. NCBI's taxonomy places the organism in Eukaryota, Metazoa, Chordata, Actinopteri, Elopiformes, Megalopidae. The transcript has 12 exons. The record is from RefSeq and is a predicted model, not a curated record. Gene Ontology annotation, cellular component: extrinsic component of membrane; cytosol; phagophore assembly site membrane.